Molecule: messenger RNA, 429 nt
Organism: Sinocyclocheilus rhinocerous
Lineage: Eukaryota; Metazoa; Chordata; Actinopteri; Cypriniformes; Cyprinidae
Product: unconventional myosin-Ib-like
Exons: 2
Coding region: 6-416 (136 amino acids)
Biological process (GO): actin filament-based movement; actin filament organization; endocytosis
Cellular component (GO): actin cytoskeleton; microvillus; plasma membrane
Molecular function (GO): ATP binding; microfilament motor activity; actin filament binding
Source: RefSeq, a predicted model, not a curated record
UGGCCAUGUUGGAUGAGGAGUGUUUGAGGCCAGGCACAGUAACAGAUGAGACUUUCUUGGACAAGUUGAACACCGUGUGUGCUGAACACCAGCACUUUGAGAGCAGACAGAGCAAAAACUCCAAGUUCCUCACAGACCACAGCCUACCACACAACUGCUUCCGCAUCCAGCACUACGCUGGCAAGGUGCUGUAUCGGGCGGAGGGAUUUGUGGAUAAAAACAAUGACCUCCUCUACAGAGAUUUAUCCCAGGCCAUGUACAAAGCCAAUCACAGCCUGAUAAAGAUUCUCUUUCCUGAGGGAAACCCAGCUAAAGUGAACCUCAAGCGGCCCCCUACAGCUGGAUUCCAGUUCAGAGCCUCAGUUGGAACACUCAUGAAGAACCUUCUGACCAAGAACCCCAACUACAUCAGGUAACAAUCACAAAGCU